Molecule: messenger RNA, 1638 nt
Organism: Striga hermonthica
Lineage: Eukaryota; Viridiplantae; Streptophyta; Magnoliopsida; Lamiales; Orobanchaceae
Source: the annotation of a GenBank genome assembly
AUGGUGAUCUAUGGACCGUUAACGCCUGGCCAGGUGUCCUUUUUCCUUGGAGUUAUACCAGUAUUUGCUGCUUGGCUUUUUGCGGAAUAUGUGGAGCACCGAAAAAAUUGCUCGUCUCAUAAGCUAGGCAGGAACUCUGAUAUUAAUUUGGUUGAGUUGGGAGAAGUAGUCCAAGAAGAUGAUAAAGCGGUUCUACUGGAAGGAGGUGGGCUUCAGUCUGUACCCCCUAAAGUGCGGAGUUCGUCCGUGAUGUCCCAUGUUAUCAGGUUGCUUAUAUUGGAUGAGUCAUUCUUGCUCGAAAAUCGAUUGACUUUGAGAGCCAUAUCAGAGUUUGGUGCCCUUUUAAUCUACUUUUACCUAUGUGACCGUACAAACCUUCUCGGAGAAUCAAAAAAGAGUUAUAAUCGGGAUCUUUUCUUGUUCCUCUACUUCCUUCUCAUCAUCAUAUCAGCAAUAUCCUCGUUCAAGAUACACAAUGACAAGUCACCGUUCUCUGGGAAGUCAAUUAUGUAUCUAAACAGGCAUCAAACUGAGGAGUGGAAAGGCUGGAUGCAGGUUUUGUUUCUCAUGUACCACUACUUUGCCGCAACAGAAAUCUACAAUGCCAUAAGAGUCUUCAUCGCCGCAUAUGUGUGGAUGACAGGAUUUGGGAAUUUUUCAUAUUAUUACAUCCGCAAGGAUUUUAGCCUCGCCAGGUUUAUUCAGAUGAUGUGGCGGUUGAAUUUCCUGGUGUUUUUCUGCUGUGUCGUGCUUAAUAACAAUUACAUGUUGUACUACAUAUGUCCCAUGCACACACUUUUUACUCUCAUGGUAUAUGGGGCCCUUGGUAUUUUCAACAAGUAUAAUGAGCAUGGGACUGUUAUAGCUGCAAAAAUAGUUGCUUGCUUCUUGGUGGUCAUUCUUCUGUGGGAAGUGCCUGGGGUUUUUGAGCUCGUCUGGAGUCCCUUCUCUUUCUUGCUAGGAUACAGAGAUCCAGCUUCAAAAGUCCAACUUCCCGUUUUGCAUGAAUGGCAUUUCCGUUCAGGCCUUGACCGAUAUAUUUGGAUAAUUGGGAUGAUAUAUGCAUAUUACCAUCCAACAGUGGAAAGAUGGAUGGAAAAGUUGGAGGAAGCUGAAAUAAAGCACAAGAUAAUUAUCAAGUCUGCUGUCGCAACUGCUGCCUUGGCAAUUGGAUAUCUAUGGGUGGAGUAUGUGUACAAGCUUCCGAAAAUUACAUAUAACAAAUAUCAUCCUUAUACAUCAUGGAUCCCAAUCACAGUAUACAUAUGUCUGCGAAAUGUGACUCAGCAUUUCCGCUGCUACACGUUGACUCUUUUUGCAUGGCUCGGGAAAGUUACUUUGGAGACAUACAUCUCUCAGAUCCAUAUAUGGUUAAGGUCAGGCGUGCCAGACGGUCAGCCAAAGUUGUUACUUUCAAUAAUCCCAGAAUACCCCUUGUUAAACUUCAUGCUCACUACUUCCAUAUACAUUGCGGUGUCGUACAGGCUUUUCGAACUCACGAAUACAUUGAAAACGGCAUUUGUUCCGAUCAAGGACAAUAAGCGUCUCGGGCAAAAUCUAGCCGCAGGUGUGGUGAUUGGGAGCAUUUUAUAUGUUCUGGCAUUUGCACUGCUUAAAGUACCUCAAAUGAUGGUGUGA